Paramisgurnus dabryanus is the source of this 6214-nucleotide messenger RNA. Its product is annotated as calcium-activated potassium channel subunit alpha-1a-like. NCBI's taxonomy places the organism in Eukaryota, Metazoa, Chordata, Actinopteri, Cypriniformes, Cobitidae. Gene Ontology annotation, molecular function: large conductance calcium-activated potassium channel activity. Gene Ontology annotation, biological process: potassium ion transmembrane transport. Gene Ontology annotation, cellular component: postsynaptic membrane. The record is from RefSeq and is a predicted model, not a curated record.
AGAGAGAGAGAGAGAGAGAGAGAGAGAGAGAGAGAGAGAGGUGAUCGGGCAACAGUCUGUACAUUGGAGCGACGAGGAUAAACGCGUCCAGUGGCCCGUUGGCGAUUGAUUCACAACCAAUAUACUAAUAAAAAUCAUGUGGAUCAGGCGAUACAUCACCGCACGGCUUCAUUUAAAGACGCGAUGACGCGUUUCAACUAGUUUGGUGCGUUUCGAGGACGCGGCGCCGUUACUUUUCCAUAUAUCAGCGAGCGCGUCACCGGUUGCGCACAGAGACACAGCGGCAGAGAGCGCGGCAGUCAGCGGGAGAAAAGUGCGCACGCACGGGCACGCACAAGCGCGGACACCCGCUCUGUAAACAUGGCUGAUGGUCGUGCGCGGGGCGCUGCCGUGAUCUCCAGACACGCACUCGAUGCUUCCCGUUAAAGAGGAUCAAGACCGUGAUGCUGAUGCGAAGCGGCUCUCCACAAUAAUGACCUACUUCAUUAACGAGCAUUUAAAAUCGGGCCCGUCAUCGGUUCGGAAGAUGGACGUGAUCAUCCCGUACACGUCUGAUGUGCCCUGUGACACGAACGGUCAGCGCAUGUGGUGGGCUUUCCUCGCUUCAUCCAUGGUCACUUUUUUCGGGGGUCUCUUCAUCAUUCUGCUGUGGAGGACUUUCAAGUACCUGUGGACUGUGUGCUGCCACUGCAGGGGUAAAAAGAAGAAUGUGCAGCGGGUGAGUAAUCCAGCUGUCAUCAGUGAUGGUGGGAUUAAAGGAGGAGGGGAUCGUGAGACGGGGGCGCCGCCCAGUGAGGUGGGCUGGAUGACCUCAGUGAAGGAUUGGGCCGGGGUUAUGAUCUCUGCUCAGACGCUCACUGGACGUGUGCUGGUGGUGCUUGUGUUUGCUCUGAGCAUCGGUGCUCUCGUCAUUUACUUUAUUGACUCUUCUGACGCUAUUGAAUCCUGUCAUGAGUUCGACAAGAACAUCACGUUACAGAUCGACAUGGCCUUCAACGUCUUUUUCUUGUUGUACUUUGGACUGCGUUUCAUUGCAGCCAAUGAUAAGCUGUGGUUUUGGUUGGAGGUGAAUUCAGUGGUGGAUUUCUUCACCGUUCCUCCUGUGUUUGUGUCGGUGUAUCUGAACAGAAGUUGGCUGGGAUUGAGGUUUUUACGAGCCCUCAGGCUGAUCCAGUUCUCAGAAAUAUUACAGUUUUUAAAUAUAUUAAAAACAAGUAACUCCAUAAAGUUGGUGAAUUUGUGCUCGAUCUUUAUAAGCACAUGGCUAACUGCAGCAGGAUUCAUACAUCUGGUGGAAAACUCAGGAGAUCCUUGGGAAAACUUCAAGAAUUCCCAGGCACUUUCUUACUGGGAGUGUGUGUACUUACUCAUGGUAACCAUGUCAACAGUGGGUUACGGCGAUGUCUGUGCUAAAACGACACUCGGACGACUUUUCAUGGUCUUCUUCAUUCUUGGAGGAUUGGCCAUGUUUGCCAGCUACGUUCCUGAAAUCAUAGAGUUAAUAGGAAACCGCAAGAAAUAUGGUGGUUCCUAUAGUGCGGUAAAUGGCAGAAAGCAUAUAGUGGUGUGUGGUCACAUCACACUGGAGAGCGUCUCUAACUUCCUUAAAGACUUCUUACACAAGGACAGGGAUGAUGUUAGUGUAGAAAUAGUUUUUCUUCAUAAUAUCUCACCUAAUCUUGAAUUGGAAGCCUUGUUUAAGAGACACUUCACACAAGUGGAGUUUUACCAGGGAUCUGUGCUUAAUCCUCAUGAUCUCGCUCGGGUGAAGAUUGAGUCGGCUGAUGCCUGUCUGAUUUUAGCCAAUAAAUACUGCGCUGACCCUGAUGCUGAGGACGCGUCCAAUAUCAUGAGGGUGAUAUCUAUUAAAAACUACCAUCCGAAAAUCCGAAUCAUUACACAGAUGCUUCAGUACCACAAUAAGGCUCAUCUUCUCAACAUCCCGAGCUGGAACUGGAAGGAGGGAGACGAUGCCAUCUGUCUGGCUGAACUGAAGCUUGGUUUCAUCGCUCAGAGCUGUCUGGCACAGGGUCUCUCCACAAUGCUGGCCAAUCUCUUCUCCAUGAGAUCCUACAUUAAGAUUGAAGAAGACACGUGGCAGAAGUAUUAUUUAGAGGGAGUAGCCAAUGAAAUGUACACAGAGUAUCUGUCCAGUGCCUUCGUGGGUUUGUCUUUUCCCACGGUUUGUGAACUCUGUUAUGUGAAACUUAAACUCCUGUUGAUCGCCAUUGAAUAUAAAUCAGACCAGAGAGAGAGCAGCACGCUGAUCAACCCUGGUAAUCAUGUGAAGAUGCAGGAGGGCACGCUGGGCUUCUUCAUCGCCAGUGAUGCCAAAGAGGUGAAGAGGGCUCUUUUCUACUGUAAAGCCUGUCAUGAUGACAUCACAGACCCAAAGAGAAUCAAGAAAUGUGGAUGUAAACGCUCCAAGAAGCACGGCCACAAGAGAAUGCGUCUGGCAUGUUGUGUAGCUUGCGGCGGGGCAGAACGCGGCUGCUCGUGCAUGUCGGACAGUGUGGCUAGUAACAUGGAGACUCUGCACCGCGGCCUCCCCUUCUCCUCUGUCUCUCUUUAUGAUAACACCACCACUUUACAGUGCUCUAAAAGUAACUAUAACGGAUACAUCAAAUCAAUAAAAGAUGAACUCAAAUCAACAUUCCAGCCCCCGAAUCCUAAGCCCCCCGCUCUGAACCGAGCUCAGGGCGCAGUGAUGUCGCCCCCUGCUGGCCGGGAGGUCAGAGUCUCAGUGCCUUUAGUUAAUAAUCGUAAAGGGAGUCUGUUGUCGCCCGCUGCUUCAUAUCUUCACCGACUCAGUCUGUCCAGCUCUAGAGAACUUCAUCAGAACACUGCGACCUCUGACAUCACACGUCUACAUCGGGCCUGCAGUCUGCCUGUCAGAUACAGAUAUCAUUCCAGCUGUACAUCCAACAUCAGCCGGCACAUGUGCUUAGUGGAGGAAGAACAACACUCGGCUCUGUCACCUAAGAAGAAACAGCAUAACGGAGGCAUGAGAAACUCACCCACCUGCUCACCCAAAAUCAUCAGGCACGACCUGUUGCUCAUCACGGGACAUGAUCAUCAGAUGGAAACAAUGGAUGAGAAUAUAAAGAAAUAUGAUUCCACUGGAAUGUUUCAUUGGUGCCCAUCAAAAGAAAUCGAGAGGGUCGUACUGACCAGAAGUGAAGCAGCGAUGACUGUUCUCAGCGGUCACGUGGUGGUUUGUAUAUUUGGAGAUGUGAAGUCGGCUCUGGUCGGUCUUCGUAACCUGGUCAUGCCGCUGAGAGCGAGUAACUUUCACUAUCAUGAGCUGAAGCCCAUCGUGUUUGUGGGAUCUCUGGAGUAUCUGAAGAGAGAAUGGGAGACGUUACACAACUUUCCCAAAGUCUCCAUCUUACCUGGAACUCCACUGAGCCGUGCUGAUCUGAGAGCAGUCAACAUCAACCUGUGUGACAUGUGCGUCAUUCUGUCAGCCAAUCAGAACAAUAUCGACGACGCUUCUCUGCAGGAUAAAGAAUGCAUUCUGGCAUCUCUCAACAUCAAGUCCAUGCAGUUUGAUGACAGCAUCGGUCUGCUGCAGGCAAACUCUCAAGGUUUUACUCCUCCUGGGAUGGAUCGCUCAUCUCCGGAGAACAGUCCAGUACAUGGACUGGUGCGACAGACGUCGAUAACCACAGGAGCAAACAUUCCCAUCAUCACAGAACUCGCUAAAACAGACAAGUUGCUGCCCCUGGUUUCUCUAAGCCAGGACAAGAGCAGUGGAACCAACAUCCCAAUGAUAACAGAGCUGGUAAACGACUCAAAUGUUCAGUUUCUGGAUCAGGACGAUGAUGACGAUCCUGACACAGAACUGUAUCUCACACAGCCCUUCGCCUGCGGGACGGCGUUUGCUGUCAGUGUUCUGGACUCAUUAAUGAGCGCUACGUACUUUAAUGAUAACAUUCUGACCCUGAUCCGGACGCUGGUUACUGGAGGUGCCACGCCGGAGCUGGAAGGUUUGUUGGCGGAGGAGAAUGCCCUGCGGGGAGGUUACAGCACACCACAAACUCUGGCCAAUAGAGACCGCUGCCGGGUCGCCCAGCUGGCACUUUAUGAUGGACCCUUCGCUGAUCUUGGGGAUGGUGGAUGUUAUGGAGACUUGUUCUGUAAAGCUUUGAAAACAUACAACAUGUUGUGUUUUGGGAUAUAUCGCUUAAGAGACGCACAUUUGGGCAACCCCACCCAGUGUACCAAACGAUAUGUGAUCACAAAUCCUCCGUACGACUUUGAGUUGGUGUCUACAGAUCUGAUCUUCUGUCUGAUGCAGUUUGACCAUAACGCCGGUCAGACCCGCAGCAAUCUGUCCACUCACUCCAGCCACUGCCCGAGCAAAAAGAGUCCGUCUGCUCACUCCAUCCCCACCUCCAUCCGGCCGGGUCGCAGCCGCAGUCGAGACAAACAGAAUGCGACCAGGACGAAUCGAAGCGCUUCAGAGAAAAACUGGUACACAGAUGAAUCUGAGAACAGCUUCAGGACCACACAAAUCAAACACAGCAAUACACAUUCAGCCAAUCAGGUGAAUCAGUACAAAACAACCAGCAACAUCAUCCAACCAAUCAGAGAAGUGGAAGAAGAGACCUGAGUUGAUAUCUGGACUGGUCUUGGCUACUAUUCAUCAACUAAUUCACCUGAUAUUAUUUACAUUUCAACAGUAUGGUACAGUGGAUCUCAACUGGUUUUACUUGAUGAGGACAUAAAGUGAGAUUUAGACAUAGAGACGAGUAGAAUGUACUACACCUGCUGUAGAUAACAGCAGUAACCAGUUAUCUUACAUACUAAAGUUGUCAUCAUUAGUGGCAUCAUUAUUUAAAUCAUAUACCAAAGACCAUAAGUAAACGUAAUGCAUGCCACAUAUCGCGUCGAGUGGGCGCAGGUCCUCCCUCGGUCCACCAAAACCCAACCUGGGUGCCCAAAGCCAAACCAAAUGCUGGACACAUCAAAUAAAACAAAAGCUUCAGUAUUAGCUGGAUCCAAUGGCAGCUUAUUUCUGUUCUCAUACCAAUGAUUUAUACAUCAUAGCAAUAAAAUGCUGUUUUAUAUGUUUGAUUUAAUAUUUGUGUAUUUGCUUUUUACUUUAAUGUUGACUGCUGAGAUGAAUCAUACUUUUUCUAAGAUAUGGUAACAAAUGGUAACAUUCAGCAAAACCAACAGAAUCUUUAUACUAUACUGUAUAGGAUUAAAAUAAUCGCUCUUGACUGAUUGUACAGAAAGUGCUUUACAAAUGUGUGUCAACUUACUGUAUGUCUGUAUGUGAUCAUACUGUAAGGUCUGCUCAUGGAUAUGUUGUCACUGUAACUUCAUAGUAAGUGCCUCGAAAAGGACUUAAGUAUUAUGAUUUAAUUUGAACUUCAGCCUUUAUUCACUGGUGCACUCUGAUUUAAACUGGUACAGCUGGUUUUACUACAGUAAUUGCCAUUAAGUAAAACUUCAUCGCAUGUGCUUUCGUUCCUGCAUUCGCUUGUACGUGAAUGAAAGUGACUAAAAGACAAACACCUGCUCGGAUAUCAUACUGAAGUUUUAAUAGUUUCCACACAGCUUGUAAAGUGCAAUUGAAAAACAUUCCAAGUCUUGUAUAAUGUUAUAUUUAAUUUGCAGUAUUUUAGAAGUGUAUUUAUUUUCAUCUAAUGAAGCUUUAUUAUCUUCUGUCAGAUUGUGUUUAAACCUCAAGCUUUGGUCUUCGCUUCUUCAGUCAUUCCAGUGUUUCAUAUUAAAAGCUCAGAUCAUACAUGUGCAUUAUAUUGCUUCACAUAAGCCUUAAUAGAGCUGAUCUUAGAUCAGUCGUGCCGGGCAGAGCUGGACUCGAGGGAGGACCUGCACAGACCCACUCCAGCGAGAAGUGGCACUACGAGAUUUCAACGUUUAAUAGCUGAAUGACUGAGAAGUGAAACCUGAGCUUAAGGUGUUUGAUUUUUUUAUAAUGUGAGCAAUUCAUUUUUUUAAGGUGGACAAUGUAACAAAAUAAAUGUUAUUUAAACGAGUCUUAAGCUUUGAAAAGUAAAUCAUUUUGUGUGGAACAGGUGUUAUAAAAUGAUGAAUGAUGUGUGUUACUGUAAGUACUUCCAUGUCACUAUAUAAAUAGUAAUGCAGAUAUAAAUGCAAUAUAUUAUAUUGUACAAAAGGCUGUAAAUAAAAUGUACAUGAUCUUAUUUUGUAUUUUCACAGAAUAAAUAUGGAUGUAUUA